AUGAAUGCUAUUUCUGUAGACAAAUCCCAUGUUUGUCACAAGUGUGACAAGAGCUUUGGACGGAGAUAUAACCUACGGAGGCAUAUAGAAAAUGUACAUGCUGAAGAGGAAGUUAAAGUGGAGGACGUUGAUGUGGAAAAUUCUGAACCUGAUUUUAAAAAGCGUAGAUUUGAAGAUUCGGAAAUAGAAAACUGUAGAACUGAAUCUACGCAGGAUGAAGACGAAGAUUUCGAUGAAGAGUAUUCGGAAUCCGAAACGGAGGUAAAAGAUGACAAUUCAUCGGACGAAGAAGAGUCAUUUGAAGAUUCGGAAAUAGAAAACCGUGAAGCUGAAUCUUCGGAGAAUGAAGACGAAGUUUUCGAGGAAGGUUAUUCGGAAUCCGAAACGGAGGUAGAAGAAGACGAAUUAUCGGAUGAAGAUGAGUCUAGUUCUGAUUUGGAAGACAAUGCCGCCUAUCAAGACUGGUUGGAAGACGCCAAAGACGCCACUGAAGAGAUGUGGAGUGAGAAAUAUGAAAAGUACGUCAACGGGUGUAUGGAUGAAGAUCAAGCCAAGGAAAAAGCAAAUAGGAAGACACUCUGGGCAGUCAAGCGAUGCUUUUUCAACAACUACAAGGAUUUUUUGUCAAGUUACCUGCAUUUGAAAGAUAAUGAUACUCAUCAGGAAAUUGUUGAAGAGCUGGAAAGAAAAAUUAAUAAAGGCACAGAAGUAAACACAGCCCUGAACAGGAUAAUGCCUAAACACCAAGCCAAAUUUGACGGACUGUUCCGAGAUCUUGAGGAAGACGAGUGUUGA
This is a messenger RNA of Patiria miniata (bat star), 795 nucleotides long. RefSeq names its product U3 small nucleolar RNA-associated protein 25-like. The record is from RefSeq and is a predicted model, not a curated record. Lineage: Eukaryota; Metazoa; Echinodermata; Asteroidea; Valvatida; Asterinidae. The transcript has a single exon. Bases 1 to 795 code for a protein of 264 amino acids.